UUGGUUGCGACCGUUAAAUACAAACAGGAGUUGUCUUCUCGUGUCACUGUUGUGACCAAAGAGGAAGGCGUGUCACUAAUCAGUUGCCAAGACGUUCACAAUUCUGUCUUCUCCGCUAAUAUGAAAGUAUCAGUACAACCGGUGGUUGACAUUGAAAUACUUCCGGUUGUAUUGGAGACACACAUCGGCGGAACUGUUAUUCUUCCGAUUGCUGUCUAUGGCUACGAAUCGGAUUCAUCGAAGACUAAGCGUGUGUUUGACGACUGUUCACAAAUACCGUUUGACGUUGAGAUCGUUGAAAAGACUCGCGUUAAAUACGAUCCGAAAAAUAUUAUGGCUGGAGUCGGGCAGCGCUCGUGUCGUAGUCUGGCGUUUGAGUGCAUUUCCACUGGAAAUACAAGAGUUUGGAUAAGAUAUGGAAAGGAAAAGUUGAGC
Medioppia subpectinata is the source of this 435-nucleotide messenger RNA. The record is from the annotation of a GenBank genome assembly. Lineage: Eukaryota; Metazoa; Arthropoda; Arachnida; Sarcoptiformes; Oppiidae.